CUCUACAGCUGAUCUGGCGGCGUCCAGUGAGGUGGCUCUCCUCCCAGCAGGCAGUGCGGGAUCCGGAGCAGUGACGUCACGCGGUUGGAGACGUCUGAGGAGUGACGUAGAGGGUUGGCGCGGUGUCCGGAGUCCUGCUCUCUGCGUCUCUUCCGGGGUCUUCCCAGUGAUGGCCGCUCGCCUCUUCCCAUCUCAUUGUCUGUAGAUCACAAUCCAUGGAGAAAUCUUACGUGUGGAUGGAGGAUUCCAUCAGGAGAACGUCUGAGCUGGGGCGGCAGGUGCUGGAGCGGGCACAACGCAGGGACGUGGACUGGUGGUCUGCACGUGGACAGGACCCUCAGAGUCCCGAGAUCCCAGAGGAGGAUCGGCUCCAGCGCUUAGAAGACGCCUUCAGCACGCUGUCACGCUUCAUGCACCACACAACGGAGCGGUGUGAGAGGUAUCACAGCUCUAUCCCUGCGCAGGCGAUGAACCCGAGUGAAAUCCAGCACAUCUCCAGAUUUCACCGGACCAUGCCGCUGAAGCCGCAAACAGGUUGGACCUCGGCCGCUGCCCCCCCUCAGUCCUCUGGGAGAAACAGAGACCCUCGAGACGUGUACAUUGAAGUUGCUCCUGGAACGUACAGGAUCUCUGCCCGGUCCCCCAACCUCCAGAGUCAGACCCACCUGGUGAACAUCACCCCCGGGCAGAGCGUGGACCUCACCUUCAAUGUGUAGUCUACAUCCCAGGGGGAAGGGGGUCAGUACAAGUGGAGCGCCCCUUUAAUACUACCUAUCAUUGAGCUGUAUAAGAAGACUGGAGCGCCCCUUUAAUACUACCUAUCAUUGAUCUGUACAAGAAGACUGGAGCGCCCCUUUAAUACUACCUAUCAUUGAUCUGUACAAGAAGACUGGAGCGCCCCUUUAAUACAGUCUGUCAUUGGAGUUCCCCUUUAAUACUGUAUGCUGUUCCUGAAGAUUUGUGUUCUGUGUGGCAGGCAGUCAUGACUCUGCUCUACGGGGACAGACGCCUCUGUUUUCCGGAAACUCUACGGUGGAUUUGUUUUUUUAGACACCAUUAAAAUGAAUUGAAUAGAUGAUCAGGUUGGAUGUAAAAAAUCUGAAAAAUCCCUGAAAAAGCAGUCGGCAUCUUAUAUCUCAGGCGCUGAUUGUUGCAUGUCCUGCAAGGAUUUAAGAAUUACAUUUAUGUGAGGAGCAAAAUGCAAAACUCUAUAAAUUUCUAGUGAUUGGGCAGCGCUGUGUAAGCGCUGUAAUACCGCCGGCAGACUGCAGAGGG
Molecule: messenger RNA, 1275 nt
Organism: Bufo bufo (common toad)
Lineage: Eukaryota; Metazoa; Chordata; Amphibia; Anura; Bufonidae
Gene: AKIP1
Product: A-kinase interacting protein 1
Exons: 6
Coding region: 216-716 (166 amino acids)
Biological process (GO): regulation of non-canonical NF-kappaB signal transduction
Cellular component (GO): nucleoplasm
Source: RefSeq, a predicted model, not a curated record